AUGCAGACGCCGUCCCGGGCUGCGCUCACGCAGCUACAACGCGAGAUUGACGUUGCACUGACGGCAUCCGAGCAGGAGUACUUUGACGAUGUCGUGCGUCACAAGUCGGCAGCGUUCGCCAAGGAGAUCACCGCCAAGCGGCUGGAAGCGCGACACCUCUCGCGCCCGUCGCGCACCCGUGCAGUGUGCCCACCGAUGAAACGAUGGGACAAUAUCAAGCUGCGAGAAGCAACGCAAGCCGUGUCCGUCGCGACGCCAGCCCCGGAGAAGGUGCUGCGACGUCGUUUCAGCUGCAGCAUGCCGAGCUUGCCGUUCACACUCGCGAGCUGCGCCGAGCCAAUGGCGUUUGAGACUGCCACAUCAAGCAUCCCACACGAUACCGCGCUGAGCAUCGACCACCUUCUCACGCGCGAAGUGCACGCGCGCACGCACCGCGCCAAGAUGGAGCAGUACAUCCGCAAGCUCGAACACGAAAAUGUGGCCUGGCGCGACAAGUUCAAAGCCGAAGUCGCCAAGACGAUGGAUGCCGCCGCGCUGCGCGAGACUCAUGCGACGACCCAAUCAACAAUCCAAGAGCUGCGGGACGCCGUGUAUGCUGCCGAAGCCCGCAGCUCCGAGCUCGAAGCCCAAGUGCAGGCGUUGACAGCGACCGCGACGGAGCUCUCGAUCAACGCCCGUGACAUGGCCGUGCAAGUGCUGGACGAGACGCGCCUCUCCAACAACGAAUUCGAAGUACGACUGGUGCAAGAGCAAAUCACGAGCUCCGAGCUGCGCGAGGUCGUGACGCAGUGCAUGGAGAAGAUUGCCGACCUCACGUCCAACAACCUUCUUCUAAUCGAGAAGGAAGUCGAAGAAAUCAAAGCCGCCGAGCCGCCGGAAGGCAUGAGCUUCCGCGCCAAAGAGGCACCCCCCCCCUUUGUGCGCUUCAAGAUCACAACGUCGAUCGACUACCUCGAUGUCGUGCCGUGGCAGCAGUACGCACGCCACUUUCAGACGCUUGUCGCCGGCUCGGACGGUGUCAACUGCGGCAUUCCGGCGCUCGCGGUGCCGACAGUCUUUAGCGCACAGUUUUGGUCGCAGCAGAGUACGCCAGCAGUGCACGACCGGUGGUUGGACCAAGUGACAGCGUUCGGCGUCGCCGACAGCGGCCUGCAGCGCUUCGACAUUGAUCAAGUGCUCGGCCUUAUCCACGACAUUUGGGUUGACCGCGCUGUCUAUACGCUGCAGACCAACACGUUGCGCGUCCCGCGUCAAAGCUUUCCGACGUUCGUUCAGCACUUUUUCCUCAGACGGUACACGACGUACGCCGAGUCGAAAGCGCAGCUCUACUUGUUCAUUCUCGGCAUCACCGAGUAUCGGGAGAGCCAUGGGCGGAUCCACGUCAUGGGCUGCAUCAUGGGACUCUCCAACCUUCGCUGCUUUAGCCCCCGCAUGGCUGAUAGCCUCCUCGCGCUUCUCGUGGGACUCAUCCCGCUGCCAACGCUCGCGGGGACGCUGACCUUGCACACGCACAAGCCGCUUCAGUUUGGCUUGAACGUGGUCAUUAUGGCGCUCAACAACGUGUUUCCGCUGCUAAAAGACCCGAACGACGUACCCAACUACGUCGACCGCGUCGUCAUUGGCCCAGAGACACAAGCGAGCAUGCGCGAGAUGCUGCACGACCAAGACCCAGACAUUGCAGACACUCCGUUGGGCACGGCGCGGUCGGUGAGCUCGUCCCGACUCACGAGUCGCCACUUGCCCCGCAGUAAACGGUGGACCAUGCUGACGCUUGAAGGCGUCUUGGGCAUUGCCAUGCACGUCUGGAACACGCAAGCCGCGAGAGACCUCGAGGCGAUCACGGUCAAGCUCAAGCGCGACGCCCCGAUCGACGGCAUCGAGUACAGAGAGUUCAAGGCGCUGGUGGCCAAGUACUUUACAUACGAAUUCGUCGAGCAAGACGUACUCGAAAUGUACCAGAAGGCGUACGAGUUUGAGCUAAACGCAGAGGGUGUCAAGUACCUCCCAAACGUCAAGCUCGAGAGCUUGGUGCGCAUGCUCUGUGCCAAGGGUGUACCGAAACCGGACGCCCGCACCAAGAAAGGACGCCAUUAA
This is a messenger RNA of Saprolegnia diclina VS20, 2094 nucleotides long. RefSeq lists its product as hypothetical. The transcript has 11 exons. Bases 1 to 2094 code for a protein of 697 amino acids. The record is from RefSeq and is a predicted model, not a curated record. Lineage: Eukaryota; Oomycota; Saprolegniomycetes; Saprolegniales; Saprolegniaceae.